This is a messenger RNA of Parastagonospora nodorum SN15, 711 nucleotides long. RefSeq lists its product as hypothetical. The transcript is spliced from 2 exons. The record is from RefSeq and is a predicted model, not a curated record. The coding region runs from base 1 to 711 and encodes 236 amino acids. Lineage: Eukaryota; Fungi; Ascomycota; Dothideomycetes; Pleosporales; Phaeosphaeriaceae.
AUGGCCAACAACAGUCAGGGUUCGCUGGUUACUGGUGGCUUCUAUGGCGGCCGCGAGCACGCCGACCAAAUGGCAGCAAUGUUGGGAAUGGGAGAUAGAGAGAAUCCUAUCCUUGACGGCUGCAGUGGCCUACCUCCAAAGAGAUCGUUCCUCGGCCCCGACGGUGUCUUCGCCUCUCGAGGUCCCAUGAUCCGCCGCUCCACACUUGCAGACAGGCUUGAGUUGGACGCACUUCUUGCCAGGGCCAAGGUCACCUACGAUGGCCACGUCUACCUUCCUCUCACCGCCGAGACCAUCCACCACCUCCUACCCUUCUUCAACGGCUCGAAGCCGAUCGCGGACAAGAAGCUUUUCGAGUACAUUAUGAUCGACCACGAGGUCAACAGCGUUCACGCCGACCACGUCGUUGCCUGCCUCGAGCGCAUCGGCGAGCUCUGCAAGCAUCUGCUGGUCAUGUCGCCGGUCCACACCUCCGAGCUGGGCAGCGUCUUCAAGCGUGACUUGCUUGAAGUCAGCCCUGGAAACGACUGGAGCCACAUUCUCAAUUGCUUUCCAAACCUCGAGCGCCUGGCAUUCGUGCACCCGAUCCACGAGCCUGUCGAUCUGAGCCGUGGAACCUUCUUCGCGCUUCGCACGGCUGUUGCCAACCGCCAGGCUGCAAAGGGGCCCAUGGGCUUCAAGUACGAGGUUCCGAAGCAGAUCACCAACUAA